AAUCAUAUAUUUUUACCAUUGUUACAGAAUAGGAUCAUAUUACCAUGAAUUAUCAGAGCAUUGCAAAGUUGUUUAUAAACUCUCCCAAGAUUAAAUCAUUUGUACCUGUCCAAUUAUUUCAUCAAAGUUCAGUUGUUAAUAAAAAAAAAAAGUAUCACGAUGUAUAUACCACAAUCCACGUUCAUAAAGAAAAAAUGAAAGCCUUAGAAGCUAGAUAUGAGCGUUUAGAUGUUGAAGAUAGACCAACUGGAUGCUUGCUAUGUCCUCAUAGAAAUCCUGAAAUUGAGCUUGACUAUAAAAAUGUUCGACUUUUAUCUCAGUUUGUUUCUCCUCAUACUGGAAAAAUAUACGGUAGCCGGAUUACUGGUUUAUGUCCGAACAAACAAAGAGAACUUGCUCAAAAUAUUAGAAGAGCCAGAAAAGUUGGUCUUAUGCCUGUAACAAUGAAGUAUUUUGACUACCAUUCAGAUCCCAAACUGUUUUAAUAUUUUUUGUAACUUUGUUAAUAAAUAGAAACAAAAAACUUCUGUAA
Messenger RNA from Hydra vulgaris (swiftwater hydra), 532 nucleotides. Lineage: Eukaryota; Metazoa; Cnidaria; Hydrozoa; Anthoathecata; Hydridae. The record is from RefSeq and is a predicted model, not a curated record.